Messenger RNA from Ixodes scapularis (black-legged tick), 453 nucleotides. RefSeq lists its product as uncharacterized. The coding region runs from base 1 to 438 and encodes 145 amino acids. The transcript has 3 exons. The record is from RefSeq and is a predicted model, not a curated record. Lineage: Eukaryota; Metazoa; Arthropoda; Arachnida; Ixodida; Ixodidae.
AUGCUUCCGACUCCGGUCACUAUACUAACCAACAACGUCUCAAGAACUCCGAAUAUCGACAUAAGUGUGAAUCUUUACGAAAAGGUGAAAGAAACCGACAAGAACUCUGUCACUGAAGAAGAUGAUGAAUAUGCGUGGAGAGUAAAAGUGGGAAAAACGCUUGAGAAAGUAGGAAGAUGGCUACAAGGCAAAUACUCGGCUGUCACUGAGGAAGAAGAGAAGGAGUUUGCAUUGCUGAAUGCUGAGCUGAAAGAACUGGCGGUCGGCGUGGCCGACGAAGUUGCCCGAGAAACAGGAAGUGUUGAUGAAUACGACGACGAAGCAGCUGCUUACGGCUGGGCAAAGUGGAGGAACAAGAUUACCGGUGCAGUGAAGAAGGUCGCCAAGGCUGUUAUAAUCAACAAGGUCGCCGGCAUUGUUCCCGGUGGACUCGGCUAGUUACAAAUGACACUG